AUGGCAAACAAAGGGAAGAAUCUUCAAGGAAGAUCUUUUGGACGAAGGAAAUGCUACAAUUGUGAUAGCCCAAGACACUUUGUACAUGAUUGUCCGUAUGAGAGACGUGAAGACAAAUUCGAGAAGCUUGUGCUCAAGAAGAAGUUCACCAAGUUUGCAAAGAGGAAGGAUGACAAGGCUCUUGUUCAUGAAGAAUACAUGUCCGGAGAUGAAGAUGACGGUGAUGAUGAUCAAGUGGGCACGGCCGCCAUUGCCAUGCAUGCCACUACCUCCUCCUCCACUACCGGCCUCUUCGAGUCUCCAAACGAGGACAAGCCUUUCACUCAUCGGUGCCUCAUGGCCAAAGAGGUAAAAACAAAGUCCAAAUCUAAGAAACCCGACAUCUACACUCCCAAUGUAUCAUGUGAAUAG
Aegilops tauschii subsp. strangulata is the source of this 411-nucleotide messenger RNA. NCBI's taxonomy places the organism in Eukaryota, Viridiplantae, Streptophyta, Magnoliopsida, Poales, Poaceae. The record is from RefSeq and is a predicted model, not a curated record.